Messenger RNA from Emiliania huxleyi CCMP1516, 240 nucleotides. RefSeq lists its product as hypothetical. The record is from RefSeq and is a predicted model, not a curated record. Bases 1 to 240 code for a protein of 79 amino acids. The transcript has 2 exons. Lineage: Eukaryota; Haptophyta; Isochrysidales; Noelaerhabdaceae.
AUGGGUGACUCGCUGCGCCGCGAGAAUGGAGGCUGGCCACCGCACGUCCAUUAUCAGCUCUCGAUGCGCCGCCCGAGGACACACGACCUUCCGGGCGUUGUGUCCUUCGACGACGUCACGCGGGCGCAGGACGCCUUUCCCGACCCGCGGCUCGUGCUCGGCCCGCUGAGCGCUACAAGUCUUGUCACUAACAGAGUAGAAGGAUCUGACCUCGGGGCCGAUGUGACCAAGCGCUGGUAG